AAUCGUCCAGACGAAUCUUCCUCAAACCAACAACCACAUCUUCCUACUCAAAUUUUGAAACUAGAAAUGCCUCCAAAGCUCCGUGCCCGUUCCACGUCUCGUUCCCGUAACGCUGUCUCAGCACCAUCAUCGGAGAAGAAAACGAAGAUGUCCAAAUCUCCAUCUCCAGCAAAAUCUGCAAGGAAGGCAUCAAAGUCUCCAGCUCGUGCUCGCACUUCAAACGUAAAGAAGACUCCAAGCCGUUCUGCUUCAAAAUCAGCGACUCGAGGCCGCACGGCUUCAAAGACUCCAAAGACUCCCAGCAAAACGCCCAGCUCCGCUUCUGCUAGAUCUCGUUCCCGCUCUCGCGGGCGUCCAACGAACGCUAGCCGUUUAUCGGCCUCAACUCCAUCAGCAUCUUCUACUUCCGUCAAAAGAUCUAGAUCAGUUACAAAGACUCCACGUGAUGUUGUGAAGACUAUUGAAGUUGCUGAUGAUGAAGAUGAAGUGACCACACCAAGCAGACUCCGCCAGAGAAACGUUAGAAAUUUGACUCAAGAUCCACCAGCAUCGAGAUCCCGCUUACCACGUGCAGUUCAUCACACAUUUGAAGGUCUUCCAGUACGCACCACCCGUUCAGCUUCAAAAGCCCAGAAAUCUCAAUGCUGUGCUUUUCUGACAAAUGCCAAAGCUCACGCUAUCUCCGCAUACAACUGGAUCGCUGCUCUUCUCUCCACAAUCUUCGCCUAUAUCCACUACAUCAUCACAGCGCCAUUCGUGUUCCUUCGCAAUCAAUGGCGUCUGAACAGGCCUGAGAAUAACUGGCUCGCUGCUGCGAUGAUCAUUGUCUUGUGCACAUCGUUCUGUGUUAUCUUCUUCCUUGCAUUCCCAAAGUUUGUAGACAGAUGCUACGUGUAUGGUCAGAAGCACAUCGCCGUGCCAGCUCAACGCUUCCAGCGUCAGACCUACUCGAAGAUCUCCCAGUGGUCUGGAGACCUUCAUGAUUGGUCGUAUGCCAAGUGGCAGGCGCUGAGCAACAAUUGGGUUCACGUUGGCACACAGACCAAGUAAAUUUCAUGUAUUACUAUUUUCAUUCCACUCCCUUCCCUCCCUCUUUUUUGUAUCAUGGCAAGGUUUGUAAUCCUGACGCGUGCCAGUUGAAACUGUCUCGUUACCCCCGUGAAUUUAAAUAGUUGGUAUUUCUCCUUGUAUCUUUAACCUCUUAUCAUCCCUUCGUAUAGGCAACUAUUUAUAACGUCACAGCUCCAACUCACGUCGACUCCCGCUUACCUUUUGAUCAUGCAAUUACUCCAAUUACAUUUCAAAUACCUCCUCUUUCCCCCAUUUUUCUUUCAACCACCCUGAAAUACUUUGUAAAUUUUUUUUCCAAAAUCCCUACUUCUCUACUUCUCUCCUCACUCUCUUCUCACUCCAAACCAAUGUUCCUUUCCGCCAACCCGUAUGACGUGCAUUUCUCGCAAAAUAAUUCGGAUCCUUUUUUUAAAUUUUAUCACAAAAUGACACUUUAGAUCUACACUUUCUUCCCGUCCCACAAAUCCACGUAUGCCUUUCUGACAAUUCAAUUGGACCUCUAUUUCUCAUACUUUCUUUCAUAUGUUGUUUCUCACAAAUUCUGAUGAAUUCUCUAAUGUUCUGUAAUAAUCAUUACUAAGAUAAUGAACAUGAUUGGAAUAAAUCAAUAAAUUCUUAAAGAUAA
Caenorhabditis elegans is the source of this 1696-nucleotide messenger RNA. RefSeq lists its product as uncharacterized. The coding region runs from base 67 to 1050 and encodes 327 amino acids. NCBI's taxonomy places the organism in Eukaryota, Metazoa, Nematoda, Chromadorea, Rhabditida, Rhabditidae. The transcript is spliced from 4 exons. The record is from RefSeq and is marked reviewed.